CGCUACAACGGACAACAAGCAUGGUGUGACAGGCUACAUACACUCGUGGUGCAAGUCACAUAUAUUUAUAUAUAUAUAUGUAUAUACACACGUAACGAAAAAACACUGGGAUUUACAAAAGCGAAACUAGUGUUUACGAAUCAGCCAUGUGGCUAAGUGUUCUACAGGCUGUGCUAUGUGGAAGCUUAUUCUUUACAAUAAGUUCAGGGCUGGAGUGCGUUUGCACGACCCAGGAAUGCAUGGACCGGAAGAUGACAACAUGUCGUGCGUCCCAUUACUGUUAUAGCGAGACGAUCGACGAUCCAUUGUUUAAGCACCUGACUUCCCGGGGGUGCAUCGACAGCAGCACACCCUUGUUGUGUGAGAACCGUCGCCCCGCCAAGCUGAGGGCUGCAUGGCCAGUUCUCCACUGCUGUAACGACAAGAGUUUCUGCAACAAAAAUGUCGUACCAACACAGCCGCCACGUCCAGUACCGGAAGUGGAGGAACCUGUGUACGAGGAUUUCAAUACGGAGCCCACUCCUGCAACAGCCCGAUGUCCAAACCAGCAUGGGACCAGUAACUCGAACGGCAUGAUCAAUCCCAUUUACAUAGCAGUUCCGGUGGCGGGAGUUUGUGUACUCCUUGCUCUUAUCAUAUUUGCAAUGUAUCUCUUGCGCAGGCGCACAGACUAUUACGAGCGGUACCAAUAUCCACGUACCGUAUCGGUGCCCAAACAUCACCAACAGUGCAGUGACGCAAAGUGUGCAAACGCAUGUAAACUGAACAGGUGUACGGACAGUGAGCGAUCAUCAUCGGGCAGUGAAACUAAAUUAUUCUUAUAGGGGUGACUGAUGUAAUCACUACCCAUAUCACUACACUGUAUAUCGGCUACCCUACAGCAAAGUCGGAGUUUUUAAUGUGGAGAUCAGAUCUAUGGACACCUGUAUUCCUGGAUUGAUACAGCUUCCAUUAUAACUCCGAGAGACAUGUCUGACAUGUCUGGAGGUCUUCGUCCAACGUCGGAGUCUGUUUUAUCUGAACACCAUUCGAUCACUGGUGUGAAUUGCAAUGGCUUUCGCCAACUUGGCGGAAAAGACUUGAAUGUUUCUUUGAAAAUGAUCUCCUAUCAACGUUUGAGAUGGAGAAUAUGUAUAAGAAUGACAUUGACUAUUCAAAUUAAUUACACAGACUUGUUUUUCACCUGUUAAGGAACUAAACUUUAACUGAUUUGUAAAGAAACAUUUUUCGUUGAUCUCCUGUCCACUAGAUAUUGUUCGUUCAGAGCAUUAUAUCUUUAUAUCUCGGUUAUAACGAUGGGAAAAAUGACACAAAAUAAGGGUAGCCAUUUCGGACAUUGUCUCAUUUGUGUAUCAUUGUAAAUAGUCAUUUACUGUCAAGUGGUUUGUUUUAAGGCACUCGUUAAAUAUGUUCCAUUAUUAUUUAUGGGGAGAAAGGUCGCAAUGUUAAAAGGACGAAAGAUGGAUGACGAGUACAAGAAAAUGAAGAAAGAAGAGUAUGAAAAAAGAAUGAUGACGCAAUUUGUGAAAGAGAUAUUGUGUACAAAUUAAGUGUAAUAUGACGACUGUGAGGUAUCAUUAGUAUGUUACCUAGAGGACGUGUGUGUCGUUAGAGUAAGGGUUGGAGUAUGAGUGGGUACACUAUCAGAGUAAAAUUAUCGUCAGGAUGAAAGUCGGUUGAACAAGAGGAUGAAUAGUGUAAGAGUGUUCAAUGUAAAACAAGUGUGAUGGAUGUUUGAGGCUGGUGUAUUGUAAGGUGUCAUACUACACCAGAUUACGUGUCAAGUACCUACUACUGUUAUCGUGUACAUAACCCCGAUCUCUCACUAACAGCAAGGGUAUUUGUGUCAUUGUUUACCUCCGUACUAUGUUUGUUGUUGUCGUCUUGCUGUCAGCCUCUAAUCAAACACUCAGCUGAAUCCGAUCGCGUCAUGGUCAAUCAGAACCUCGUUUGAUUCUCGAGCGACACAAGAGUUUCACUGACCAAAUCGGUCUUGGUCGAGAACAUUUUAAAUCAUCCAUAAAAAAUCCACCGGAGUAUUAUGUAAACGUUAUUCGUUAGGAAUAUGAAUAAGAGUUCUGUUAUCAAAUUUGCAAUUUAGAUGGCAAUUCGAACACAAAAAUAUGAUAUAUAGAUAGAUAUAUACUCCAUGUCAACGCGUUAUCAAAUAGCUAGGCAUAAAAAUGAAGGCAGCAAAGCGAGCGUUUGAUUGUUGUGUGCCGUGUUUCUGGCUUCUCUUCAUGUUCAUGUAAAUACGGCAUCUAUUCCUCAGGGUAACUAAAUGUCUCCAGCACAUCUACUGCGCGCGCUCAUAUAACAGACAGAACGAAACGAGAAAAUCGUAAAACAUCGUAUGUUACGGUAAUGAUAUCGAAUUCUUGAAAAAAUAAGACAAAAUAAUCAAAAUAUAGCACUUCCUGUGUGUAUGUUAUAACACCAGCGCUUCUUAGUCCAUCAAUUCUGAUAUUUCUGUGCAUCAUUUUGAGAGGAACAUUAAAAUGGAAACAUUAUAAAUAAAGCAAAAAAAAAUCGAUGUGUAUACAUUAAAUAUCAAUAUUUAGAUGUAUGAUCGAGCUCGCGCACCGUACAUUGUAUAUGUAAAAUGUAAAUACUAACAAAUAAUUUGUACAUUUGUAAAUAGAUAUAUGUAUCUCGUGAUGUAUAUAUCCUUAAGUGGUUACUAUGGUAACGCAUUUAGUUGGUUACCGUAGCAACACAGUCUGUAAGUGCUAAUAUCGUUUUGUCUUUCAACUGCUAUCAUGUAAUGGACAAUAAUAUUUUUGCAUUAAUUUACAAUGGAAUCAAUUAAUGUAAUUAAUGUUUGGCUAGUCAGUUCCAUGACGUCAUUGAUGUCGGACAUUAUUUUAUUGGAGGAGUCAUUUGAUAAGAUCUUUUUUAACCAAGAUCGUUGAAAUAAGUUCAAACUGUCAUGGCUUUCACUUCAACAAAAAACAUUUGUUAUCUUAGUUUGUCCGCACAUUACAUUUGAAAUGCAUUAAUUAUUCAAUUGUUCUGUUUCAUUACUGAAGAAUCGAUACGUUAUGCAUCUACAGCACAUUGUUUUUUUCAAAAUAAAUUGCUUUAUCUAUAAUUAUGCCAAGAAAACAAACAGAUCGUUUGAUAAUGAUACCCACGAGAUGUUGUAGAACUAGCGAUAUUGACGUGGGAAUGUGCAAUGCUCUUCAGUUUUCUUCAUCAUAAGCGACAAGGAGUGGAAUCUCAGUAAGGAAUUGCUAAUCGUUAGGAAUUUUUUUUUGUUGCUUGGUAGAUUUAAAUGCUCCAAAUUAUAUUAACAAAACAAAUUUAUUUAUUAGAUUUUGUAGUUGUUUUUUAAUUUUAAAAUAACAUUUUGAAUUAUCAUUAACUUUUUUUUUCAAACUCUGACUGGUCGCAAGUUUCGGCUUCCAUAUAAUGUUUCCUUAUCAAAUUUUUUCAUAAUGAUAUGACUUCAUCAUAAAUCUUUAUUAAUCUUCAUGAUUUAUGUUUUUUAAAAACAAGACAGCUACAUAUAUAGUUUCCACGAUGACGUCAUUUCCGAUUAUAUUUAUUUCCGGUCAUGCAGCAUAGUAUUUCUUGACAGCAUAAUGCCGAAGAAUGUUUGUUGGAAUUCUAGCAAUGAAUUUCAUUAUAUUUGUCAUUAUUUUUGCGCAAUAAGCGAUAAUCAAAUGAAUCUAUUGUGAUGGAUGGGGAAAUUUUA
Ylistrum balloti is the source of this 3697-nucleotide messenger RNA. RefSeq lists its product as uncharacterized. The record is from RefSeq and is a predicted model, not a curated record. NCBI's taxonomy places the organism in Eukaryota, Metazoa, Mollusca, Bivalvia, Pectinida, Pectinidae. The transcript is spliced from 3 exons. Bases 147 to 824 code for a protein of 225 amino acids.